CUUAUGCCUGCUUAUUAGCAGUUUCCAUAUGUAACACCGUCGACCGUGCAAGAUUUAAACUGAGGGGUGCGCUCUGGCCAUUGGGCUCUGCGCAGUUCGUAAUCGUUGAGUAUUCUCGCAUAACCAGAGAAACAAUAUCACGUUACACAAGAUGGAAUUACUCCCAUAGUCGGUACCAAUCAAAAUCCUUGGUUUCCAAGCGCGAAGCGUCAUUGGACACCACGUAUCGUUGGCUCUCAGCGGUACAAAACGGGGCGUCAUUUCUCAUACGUUUACCCAGCGUGAACACACACUUGUUACAAGGAUAUUUUUACAGAGAUUUAAAAAAAAAACGAGUUGGAGGCGAUUUUUUGAGAAUUCAAAAUGGCGGAUUCUCCAGUAGCGGACAAGGAGGCGAACAAGCCACCAUCGCCGAAGCCGGAUACUGCAAACGGAAGUCCGCAAACGACACAAAAAGCAGGAUUGGUAUCAGACACACCAAUCGACGGAAGCCGACCUGAUGACGUCACUGCAGGCACCUCGACACCAAACAGUGUCCGUGGAGCUCCAGUCCAUAGAUCUAUUCACAGAAGAGUAAAGGAUCAAGAACAAUCUAAUUCUGGGAGGAAAAGGAUGACAACAUUUUCUCAUCAAGCGCAAACUAGCACUGCAGCGCUGGCAAACAAAAAGAACAUGGUGCUCUCGGGAGAUGCCAUGAAAGAAAUGGCUCGUCAAGCAAAAGCAACAAGGGAGGAGAGAAGAUCAUGCCUUGACGCGAGACAUAAAUACAUUAUCUCGAAGGUUGCUGAUGCUAUCGGUGUUGACGAUACGACUGUGGAGGACCAAAUCGUUAGCGAUGAUCAUUUCGACCUAAUAGAAACAUUCUUCGCCCCAAACGGGACGAAGAAGCUUAUGUUUUAUUACCAGGAUGUUGCACCCAGAGAGAGUGCUUACUCGAGAGCGGCAGACGUAGCCAGCGUUAUACCCAGCAUUUCUGCAAAGAAACUGUUUCUCACAAACGGCGACGGAGACGCCCUUACCGGGUUUUGCUACUUUUUCGUGAGAACGAUUUCAAAACCGAUCACCAGUGCCAACAUCGCCAACGAAGUGAAUUUUGGGAUGAUUGACAGCUCCGAUGGACUUCUUAAAGGUAUUGAGACCUUGCUUGGAAGAAUUAUGAUUCCAGCGUUGAGGGCACAAAAUAAUUGGGGAGCUUUAACAGCAGAAGAUGAGUCGACCUCACCAGUUGUUGAAGAAUUUAUUGAGUCCAUUGAAAAGUUUGUUGGUGUUUUAUCCACAGCAAGAAUAAGCAUGGAAGGCAAAUUUGAAUUGGAUGAAAUUGAUGUUGGCUACAACUUGGACAGCAUGAGAGCACCUGCUGACUUUAUUCAAGCAUCCAGGAAUUCUGAUCUGCUCGAUAAGCUUGAUAAAGUGGUGGAAGUCUGGUGUAAACAAAUCGACCAGGUGCUUACAGAGAGUGAACAAAUGAGAAAAGAGGCAGAUGACAUCGGUCCAGCAGCAGAACUUGAACACUGGAGGCAAAGAAUGUCUAAAUUUAAUGCAUUACUUGAUGAAAUUAAGACCCCAAGGGUUAAAACAGUUGUUGGAAUUUUGCACGCUGCAAAAUCUCGAAUCAUUCGUCACUGGGUUGUUCUGGACAGCAGAAUAACUGAUGCAGCAAAUGAAGCUAAAGACAACGUCAAGUAUUUGUAUACACUGGACAAGUACUUUGGACCAUUGAGCAAAUGCAACCCUCGAAAUAUGGUGGAAAUCAUACCAAGUCUAAUGAACAGCAUUCGCAUGAUACACAGCAUAUCUCAGUACUACAAUACCUCUGAGAGAAUGACUUCUUUGUUUGUAAAGGUGACGAACCAAAUGAUCACAACAUGCAAGCAUUAUAUCAAUGAGGGAGCUGUAAAAAUAUGGGAUCAGGACAGAGUAACAAUCUUGGGCAAGAUGGAAGACUGUAGAAUGUUGAACAGAGAAUAUCAAAGAGCUUUCCACAAAAUAAAAGAAAAACUAAGGGAAAAUCCUAAAGAACGACAAUUUGAAUUCAGUGAAAACUACAUCUUUGGAAAGUUUGACACAUUCUGCAGAAGACUUGACAAAUUGUCGGAAAUGUUUUCCACCAUGCACCAGUUCUCUCAGAUCCACACAGUUAAAAUUGAAGGCAUUGAUUCAAUUGCACUUAAGUACCAGAACAUUGUAACAAACACAGAGAAGAAGAAAUAUGAUGUGUUGGACCACAGAAAGGCUGAGUUUGAGGUUGAUUACAAUGAAUUUAGAAUGCAGAUUGACAAUUUGCAGCAAACAUUACAAGAUUUCUUGGACACUUGGUUUUCUAAACCUCUUACUACUGAAUACAUGUUAAGUCUUUUGGAGAAGUUCCAAAACAUAACAGGAGCAAAGUUGGACACACAUGAAAAGUAUAUGACACUGCUGUCCCGCUAUGCACGAGACAUGGAAAGUGUGAAAAAGGCCUAUCAAAAAAUGAAGACAGAUCCUCCAAUUCCCAGGAACACUCCACCAAUAUCAGGAAAAAUUACAUGGGCUCGCCAGAUGUAUAGGAGAAUAGAAGUACCAAUGGAGUUCUUAAAAAAACAGCCUGAAGUACUUGCUACUCCAGAAGGAAAACGAGUUGUGAAGAACUUUAACAAAAUGGCUGCAGUUUUGCUCGAGUUUGAACUUCUGUAUCAUAAAGCUUGGUGCAAAGCAACUGAAAUGGCAAAGACAAAUCUUCAAUCAUCCUUGCUUGUGAGACAUCCGGAAACAAAAGACUUCUUGGUGAAUCUUGAUCCUUCUGUUUUUGAAAUCUUUUGUGAAGCAAAACAUCUAAGAAAGAUUGGUCUUGAUAUUCCUGAAGCUGUUUAUACCUUGUGUCUUAAGGAAGAGAAACUGAGGCAGAACCAGCGGAAACUGCAAGACUUAAUAGAUGAUUUUGAAAAGACGAAGCAGAACAUACCAUUGAUCAUGCAGCAGUGCAUGAAGCCAUUGGUGAGCCGAGUAGAAGAUGCCAUUAUACCAGGUCUUACUCUCCUCAAUUGGGCGUCCAUGAAUUUUGAAAACUUCAUUGAGGAUGUUAGCAAUGCUCUUGAAAAGUUGAAAAUGUUCAAUAAAAAGAUUGUAGAUAUCUUAGAAUGUAGGAUAGAGGUGACAACUGAAGACAUGGGAAUGAGUGCACUUUGUGAUCUUCCGGAAUAUGAGGCAGUUUCUCCAGAGGAAUUUAUUGAAAGAACUGAACACACUGUGCAAAUAGCUGCGAGGUGUCUUUGUCAGGAAAGUCAGAACGUGGAACUUGCAGUGUUUGAAAUAAUCAGGAUCUUCGAAGAGACUUUAACAGCUGAUGAAAUGGCUGUGCUGGAUGCCCAAGGUAAAACUGAGAACUAUCCUACAUGGUACCAUGGUGUGAUGGGUGCUGUUUGCCAAAAGAAUACAGAUGCUCUGGUUAAAUGUACACGACUGACUUUGGAUACCAUAAAGCGGCGUCUUCAACAAUCCUCAAACAAAUACCAACUUCCUGGAGGUGGGAAAAUAGAUGAAGAAAAGAUUCCUCUUUUCAAAUCCAACAUCAUCCUAUCUAUUCCUGCUGUUGUGAUGCGACCAAGUUUGGAUGAAAUUCAGACAUCCCUAAACAAGGCGAUUGAAAUUAUCCUGAAGGCAGCAAAGGAUAUUCCACUAUGGAAGCAUGCAGAAAUGCAGAAGCAACAACAGAAACUUGAAGCAGAAGCAGCAAAGAAGGUGGGAGAUGAUCCUAAAAUGACAAAGACACAACCACAAAUGCCACUCUACUUACAAGUCACAGAGCAUAAGGAUGUGGUAAAAGUGUCUGGUCCUCUCCAUUCCACAAUAACAUCACUGAAGACAGAAUCUGACUCGGUUUUGGAAACCUUCUCCAUGUUCAAAGAACUGUGGUCACAAGAUCCACAUGAUCGUGUGAAGGAAUUUGAGGAAGAUGAACCAGUGAUGACAGAGUAUGAAAGUCAGAUCAGAUAUUAUGCCAAGAUGGAAGCCAUGGUUGAAGACAUUCCACUCAGCUAUAGAGUUGGUGCAGUGACUUUUGAAACUGACCAAAUGAGGCUUGCAUUGGUGGAGGAAUGCAAAGCAUGGAAGCGUGCAUUUGGUGCUGCUCUUAACAAGAAGGCUGGUGCAGGCAUGGAUGGCAUAAUGGCUUUCACAGACAACUUGACCAAGAUUCUAAGUCGCCCUAUUAAUGACCUGGAUGAUGUACGAACGGCAAUGAGCUCUUUGAAAGACAUCAGAGAAGCACAGAUUCGAAUUGAUAUGACUAUCGGGCCAAUUGAAGAAAGUUAUGCUUUAUUGAACAGGUUUGAACUCUACUUUGAUGAUGGAAACUCAGAAAGAGUGGAUGGGUUGGCUUAUCAAUGGCGGAAUCUUAUGGCCCAGGUAAAUCAAGUGCAAAACACACUACUUGAAGUGCAACCUGGUUUUAAGGCAGCACUGUUGUCUGGAGUGGAAAAGUUUCAAGCAGAUGUGGAUGUGUUUUACAGAGACUAUGAUGUCAAAGGCCCUAACAUACAAGGACUUGCACCACGCGAAGCCAGCGACAGGUUGCAAAUAUUCCAGACACGUUUUGAUGAGUUGUGGCGAAAAUACACAACUUAUUCAGGAGGGGAAGAACUAUUUGGACUCAGUGUUACAGAAUACAAUGAUCUACAAAGAAUCAAGCGAGAGCUCUCACUGCUACAGAAACUCUACAACCUCUACAACAUGGUUAUUGAAAAUGUCAAUAGCUACUAUGACAUACUGUGGGCGGAACUGGACAUUGACAAAAUCAACUCUGAACUUCUAGAGUUUCAAAACAAGUGCCGUAAACUACCAAAAGCUUUAAAAGAAUGGCAGGCAUUUCUGGAUCUAAAAGCCAAGAUUGACAACUUCAGCGAAUGUUGCCCCUUGCUUGAAAUGAUGUCAGACAAGGCUAUGAUGCCUCGACACUGGGAGAGGAUAGAAAAGAUCACAGCUUGCACUUUUGAUGUGGAAAAUGAAAACUUCUUGCUACGUAAUAUCAUGGAGGCUCCAUUGCUGGAAAAUAAAGAAGAUAUUGAAGAUAUCUGCAUCAGUGCAGUAAAAGAGAGGGACAUUGAAGCUAAAUUGAAACAAGUUAUAAAUGAAUGGAGUGUACAGGUGUUCACUUUCAGUCAGUUCAAAGCUCGAGGUGAACUUCUUCUUAAAGGAUCCGAUAUUAAUGAUAUUGUGGCACUUAUGGAGGACAGCUUAAUGGUGCUUGGAUCCCUCAUGAGCAACAGGUAUAAUGCUCCAUUCAAGCCCAGCAUUCAGCAGUGGGUUCAUAAGUUAUCUGGUACAACAGAAAUUAUUGAGAACUGGUUGAUUGUACAGAACUUGUGGGUCUACCUCGAAGCUGUAUUUGUGGGUGGGGACAUUGCUAAACAAUUACCACAGGAAGCAAAACGGUUCGCCAACAUCGACAAGUCUUGGUUAAAGAUCAUGCAAAGAGCUCAUGAGACACCAAAUGUGGUGCAGUGUUGCAUGGGUGAUGACACACUUGCACAGUUACUUCCCCACAUAUUGGAACAACUAGAAAUGUGCCAGAAGUCAUUGACAGGGUACUUGGAGAAAAAACGUCUAAUCUUUCCAAGAUUCUUUUUUGUUUCUGAUCCUGCUCUACUUGAGAUUUUGGGUCAAGCAAGUGACUCCCACACUAUCCAAGCCCAUUUACUUGGCUUGUUUGACAACGUAUAUCGGGUGGAGUUUCAUGAGAAGAAUUACGACCAAAUCCUGAAGAUGGUUUCACAAGAAACAGAAGUCAUGGAGUUGGCAGAGCCUGUGUUGGCACAGGGCAAUGUGGAGAUCUGGCUUGGUACAUUGCUUGAUGGGAUUCGCAACAGUGUCCACUCAGUUGUGAGGAAAGCUGCAUCCGCAAUUAAUGAAUCUGGAUUUCAAGUUAUUGACUUUGAGAAUGUAUUUCCAGCACAGAUUGGAAUCCUGGGACUGCAAAUGCUUUGGACAAGAGAUUCUGAAGAUGCAUUGACAAUAGCUAAGUCAGAUAAAAAGGCAAUGCAAAAUGCAAACCAAAGGUUCAUGGACAUCCUGAAAGAACUUAUCGACCAAACCACAUUGGACCUGACUUCAUAUGAAAGAAUCAAAUAUGAAACGCUCAUUACAAUUCAUGUUCACCAAAGAGACAUCUUUGAUGAUAUGGUCAAAAUGCACAUUAAGUCACCAACCGACUUUGAGUGGUUGAAACAGUCAAGGUUCUACUACAUUGAAGAUUCAGAUAAAUGUCAAAUCUCCAUUACUGAUGUGAACUUUGUGUAUUGCAAUGAAUACACAGGUUGCAAUGAACGGUUGGUCAUAACACCUCUUACAGACAGAUGUUACAUCACACUAGCACAAGCGUUGGGCAUGAACUUAGGGGGAUCACCAGCUGGCCCCGCUGGUACUGGUAAAACAGAAACAGUGAAGGAUAUGGGCAAAUGUCUUGCAAAGUAUGUCGUGGUGUUUAACUGCUCAGAUCAAAUGGACUACAGAGGUCUUGGAAGGAUCUAUAAAGGUCUUGCACAAUCUGGUUCCUGGGGUUGUUUUGAUGAGUUCAACAGAAUUGAGCUUCCUGUACUCUCUGUAGCUGCACAGCAGAUUGCAAUUGUUUUGCACUGCAAGAAAAUGAAGAAAUCUGAAUUCAUAUUCAGUGACGGCGAUGUGGUUUCAAUGGACAGGGAGUUCGGAAUUUUCCUUACAAUGAACCCAGGUUAUGCUGGCCGACAAGAGUUGCCAGAGAAUCUGAAGAUUAACUUCCGUACUGUGGCAAUGAUGGUGCCAGAUCGGGCUAUUAUCAUUCGUGUCAAACUCGCAGCUUGUGGCUUCCUUGAAAACAUCAUGCUUGCUAAGAAGUUUUACACCUUGUAUAAGCUGUGUGAAGAACAACUCUCAAAACAAGUUCAUUACGAUUUUGGUCUCCGCAACAUCUUAUCUGUGCUACGAACGCUUGGCGCCGUAAAACGAGAAAAUCCGAAUGAUCCAGAAUCAAUGAUCGUGAUGCGAGGACUCCGUGAUAUGAACCUCUCAAAACUUGUGGAUGAAGAUGAACCUUUGUUCCUCUCCCUUAUCAAUGAUCUCUUCCCAGGUAUCCAGCUCGAUAAAGCAGGAUAUCCACAGCUUGAAGCUGCAAUUGAGAAGCAGGUAAACGAAGCUGGCUUAGUUUUCCAUCCGUCCUGGAUUCUCAAAAUCAUCCAGUUGUUCGAGACACAACGUGUAAGACAUGGAAUGAUGGUGCUUGGUCCAAGCGGUGCAGGAAAAACCAAAUGCAUCUACACCCUCAUGAAAGCUCUUACCGACUGUGGUGAACCACACCGGGAGAUGAGAAUGAACCCUAAAGCAAUCACUGCACCCCAGAUGUUUGGUACACUUGAUGUUUCAACAAAUGAUUGGACAGAUGGAAUAUUCUCCACUUUGUGGAGAAGAUCACACAAGGCCAAGAAAGGAGAGCAUAUCUGGUUAGUUCUGGAUGGGCCAGUCGAUACGUUGUGGAUUGAAAACCUAAACUCUGUGUUGGAUGAUAACAAGACACUUACUUUAGCAAACGGUGAUCGAAUUCCAAUGGCCCCGAACUGUAAGAUCAUUUUCGAGCCUCAUAAUGUUGACAACGCUUCCCCUGCUACAGUGUCCAGAAAUGGUAUGGUGUUCAUGUCAUCUUCUGCUCUUGAUUGGCGCCCAGUAUGUCAAGGAUGGCUAAAAACUCUGCCACAACAGCAGUCAGACAUACUAUGGCAAUUAUUUGACAGCGUGUUUCAAGAUCUGUACAACUUUGUUACAACCAAACUUGUUGUAAAGAUGGACAUCUUAGAAUGUAUGUACAUUCGCCAAUCUAUUGACCUUCUUCAAGGUCUUCUGCCAAGUCAUGAAGAUGGAGGCAAAGGUUUAAACAAGGAGCUUCUAAGCCGGAACUUUAUUUUCUCCUUGAUGUGGUCACUUGGUGCAUUAUUGGAACUGGAUAACAGAGAGAAAAUGGAAGGGUUUCUACGAUCCCACGAGUCAAAACUUAAUCUACCACCAACGCAAGGUGAUGAGACCAUCUUUGAGUAUUAUGUUUCUAGCAAAGGAUCAUGGGAGCACUGGAGAACAAAGGUUGAAGUAUACGAAUAUCCUAAAGACAGUAUCCCAGCAUAUGCUUCAAUACUUGUACCAAAUGUUGACAAUAUCAGAACAGAUUUCUUGCUUGAAACAAUUAUGAAACAGGAAAAAUCGGUGCUACUGAUUGGUGAACAAGGAACAGCAAAAACAGUGAUGAUUAAGGGUUAUGCAAGCAAAGCAGACCCAGAGGUUCAUCUGAACAAAGCACUGAACUUCAGCAGUGCCACCACACCUAACAUGUUCCAGAGAACCAUUGAAAGCUAUGUGGACAAGAGAGUAGGAACAACUUAUGGUCCACCAGCAGGAAAGAAAAUGACUGUGUUUGUGGAUGACAUAAACAUGCCCACCAUCAAUGAAUGGGGUGACCAGAUCACAAAUGAAAUUGUUCGACAAUUGUUGGAAAACAAAGGAUUUUACAGCCUUGAUAAACCAGGUGACUUCACCAACAUUGCUGACAUUCAACUUGUGUCAGCCAUGAUUCACCCUGGUGGAGGUAGGAAUGACAUUCCUCAGCGACUAAAGAGACAGUUCUGCAUUUUCAACUGCACUCUGCCAUCCAACAGUUCAAUUGAUAAGAUAUUCUCCACCAUUGCUCUUGGCUACUUCUGCAAAGAACGGAAAUUCACACAGCCAGUGAUUGACAUCAUUGAAAAACUUGUACCACUGACCAGAAGCCUGUGGCAGAAGACUAAAGUAAAGAUGUUGCCCACACCAGCAAAGUUUCACUAUAUUUUUAACUUGCGUGAUCUUAGCAGAAUUUGGCAGGGUAUCCUGAUUGUUGAGUCUGAAGUUGGGAAAGAUAUUGCAACCAUCUUGGGACUGUGGAAGCAUGAAUGCGAGCGUGUCAUAUCUGAUCGAUUUACCAAUCAACCUGACAAAGACUGGUUCAAUGAAACGUUGAUAAAGAUGCUAAAUGAAGAACUUGGGGAAGAAGUGGCAAGUUUAAUGCCAGAAGAACCUCUCUUUGUUGACUUCUUGCGUGAAGCACCUGAACUAACAGGAGAUGAGCCUGAUGACUUUGAACCAGAAGCUCCAAAGAUCUAUGAGCUUCUUCCAUCACUUCUUGAGAUUGAGGACCGCCUUCAUGGCUACUUAGAACAAUACAAUGAAACUGUACGAGGAGGAAAAAUGGACUUGGUGUUUUUCAAGGAUGCUGCACUUCAUCUGAUUAGAAUAUCUCGUAUAAUUCGAACUCCACGAGGAAAUGCACUGCUUGUUGGUGUUGGUGGUUCUGGCAAACAAUCCCUUACAAGACUCGCUUCAUUUAUUGCAGGAUACAAGAUUUUCCAGAUUACUCUGAGCAGAACCUACAAUGUAACCAACCUCAUGGAUGACUUAAAAGUCUUGUACAAAAUUGCUGGUAAAGAUGGAAUGGGCGUAACUUUUAUAUUUACUGACAAUGAGAUAAAAGAUGAAGGAUUCCUUGAAUAUAUGAACAAUGUGUUGGCUUCAGGAGAGGUUUCCAACCUGUUCGCUCGAGAUGAGAUAGAUGAAAUCAACAUGGAACUAAUUCCAGUGAUGAAAAAAGAGUUUCCUAAACGACCACCAACACCUGAGAACCUUUACGAUUAUUUUCUCUCACGUGUUCGUGAAAACUUGCAUGUGGUCCUCUGCUUCUCACCAGUUGGUGAAAAAUUCAGAGCACGGUCGCUCAAAUUUCCUGGGUUAUUUUCUGGAUGCACAAUGGAUUGGUUUCUGAGAUGGCCAAGAGAGGCUUUGAUUCAAGUUGCCCAACAUUUCCUAUCAUCCUAUGAAAUCAAGUGUCUACCGGAAACAAAAGCUAAAAUGGUCCAAGUCAUGGGUUCAGUGCAAGAUUUGGUUUCGGAGAAAUGUGUUGAAUACUUUGAACGCUUCAGAAGAUUGUGUCACGUCACACCGAAGUCCUAUCUCUCAUUUAUAACUGGUUAUAAGACAAUUUACAGUUUAAAACUGAGUGAAAUUGGACUCCUGUCUCAACGGAUGAAGACAGGUCUGGACAAACUUGUGGAAGCUCAAAAAUCAGUGAAUGCUCUGUCUGCUGAACUUCAAAUCAAAGAGAAAGAUCUUGCUGUUGCAUCACAAGAAGCUGAUGAGGUACUUAAAGUAGUAACUGAAAAGGCACAGGCUGCUGAAAAGGUGAAAGCAGAGGUUCAGAAAGUCAAAGAUAAAGCCCAAGCUAUUGUGGAUGCUAUUAACAAAGACAAAGGAAUUGCAGAAGCAAAACUUAUGGCAGCAAAACCUGCACUGGCACGAGCAGAAGCUGCACUACAGACCAUCAAGCCUUCUGACAUUGCUACUGUGCGUAAACUGGGUAAACCUCCUCAUUUGAUCAUGAGGAUCAUGGACUGUGUCCUCAUCCUUAUGAGAAGAAGAUUAAAUCCAGUGGAAGUUGAUCCUGAACGUCCAUGUGUCAGACCAAGUUGGAAUGAAGCGCUCAAACUGAUGAACCAGUCACAGUUCCUUGGAAUGCUUCUUAAUUUCCCCAAGGAUUCUAUCACUGAGGAGAUGGUGGAACUUUUAGGACCUUACCUUGAAAUGGAAGAUUAUAACUUAGACACUGCAAAGAAGGUGUGUGGAAACGUUGCUGGCUUGUGUUCAUGGACAGAAGCCAUGGCUAUCUUUUACAGCAUCAAUAAAGAGGUGUUGCCACUAAAGGCAAAUCUAGCUGUGCAAGAAGCACGCUUGGAACGCGCAAUGAUAGAUUUGAAAAAUGCUCAGGCCACCUUGGAUGAAAAACAGAGGCAGUUAGAUGAAGUUCAGGCCCAAUAUGACAAAGCAAUGAGCCACAAGCAGGCUUUACUUGAUGAUGCAGAAACAUGCCGUAGGAAGAUGACAAAUGCAAUGGCACUUAUUGAGGGACUUGGUGGUGAAAAGGUCCGAUGGGAAGCUGCUGGGAAGAAAUUUGAAGACCAAAUCAACAAACUUGUUGGAGAUGUGUUGCUUGCUACAGGUUUCCUGUCAUACUCUGGUCCGUUCAACCAGGACUUCCGGUCCCUUUUGGUGUCACAGUGGAAGAAAGAAAUGGCACAGAACGAAAUCCCAUAUUCAGAUGAUGUGAACCUUAUUUCUAUGCUGGUGGACAAUGCGACAAUUGGAGAAUGGAACUUAGAAGGUUUACCCAAUGAUGAACUAUCCAUUCAAAAUGGUAUCAUUGUUACCAAAGCAACAAGGUAUCCACUACUAAUUGAUCCACAAGGUCAAGGAAAGUUAUGGAUUAAAAACAGAGAAAGGAACAAAGAAUUACAGUUAACAUCAUUGAACCAUAAAUACUUCCGCACACAUCUGGAAGAUGCAUUGUCUCUUGGCCGUUCUCUCAUCAUUGAAGAUGUAAGAGAAGAAUUGGAUCCAGCUUUGGAUAAUGUGUUGGAACAAAAUUUUAUAAAAUCAGGAAGCACAUUCAAGGUUAAAGUUGGAGACAAAGAAGUAGAUGUGAUGAAGGGUUUCAAACUUUACAUCACAACUAAGCUGUCCAACCCUGCUUACACACCCGAAAUCUAUGCGCGUACUUCUAUCAUUGACUUCACUGUCACAAUGAAAGGGUUGGAGGACCAGUUGCUCGGUCGGGUCAUUUUAACUGAGAAGCAGGAAUUGGAGGCAGAGAGAGUAGCACUGAUGACAGAGGUCACUGCAAAUAAAAGAAGAAUGCAGGAACUAGAAGAUAACUUGCUAUACCGCCUUACAUCUACCAAGGGAUCACUCGUUGAUGAUGAAUCACUUAUUCAAGUGCUUCAGACAACCAAGCAAACUGCUGAGGAAGUAAGUGAAAAGCUUUCAAUUGCAGCAGAAACAGAAAUAAAGAUCAAUGCAGCAAGAGAGGAGUAUCGACCUGUUGCUACUAGAGGAUCCAUUCUCUAUUUCCUGAUCGUGGAAAUGAGUCUGGUGGAUGUAAUGUACCAGACAUCACUUCGACAAGUGCUUGGCCUGUUUGACGAAGCGUUGGAAAAAAGUGCUAAGUCUCCAAUACCUGCAAAGAGAAUCUUUAACAUCAUGGAUUACUUGACGUUUAUCGUGUUCAAGUACACUGCACGUGGACUGUAUGAGAACCACAAGUUCUUAUACACUCUGCUACUGGCUCUAAAAAUUGACCUCAACCGUGGGUACUUGUCGCAUGAAGAGUUUCAGUCCUUCAUCAAAGGUGGUGCGUCACUUGAUCUGAAUGCAGUUGAAGCAAAACCAAAGAAAUGGAUUCAAGACAUGACAUGGCUCAACCUGAUUCAGCUGAGUCGCCUGCCUCAGUUCUCACAAUUGAUUAACCAGAUCACAAGGAAUGACAGGGGGUGGAAGACAUGGUUUGAUGAAGAGGCACCAGAAGAAGCUGUUAUUCCUGAUGGCUACAGCAGUUCUCUCGAUACAUUCAGAAAACUACUUCUUAUAAGAAGCUGGUGUCCUGACCGCACAAUAGCUCAGUCUCGUCACUACAUCGCACAAUCGUUGGGGCAAAAGUAUGCAGAGUCUGUGAUUUUGGACAUGGAGACGAUGUGGAAUGAAUCAGACAAUAGGAAUCCAAUGAUCUGCUUCCUUAGCAUGGGUUCAGAUCCCACUGAGAACAUUGAGAGACUGGCAAAGUUGAAAGGAAUUCCGUGCAGAGCAAUUUCUAUGGGUCAAGGGCAAGAGGUUCAUGCACGCCGACUGCUUAGCCUGAGCUUUCAAGAUGGUGGUUGGCUAUUGCUCCAAAACUGUCAUCUUGGGCUGGAUUACAUGGAUGAACUACUUGAAAACGUUACAAACACCGAACAUAUUCAUGAGGGUUACAGAACAUGGAUCACAACCGAACAACACAAGAAAUUCCCUAUCAACUUGCUUCAAUCCAGCAUUAAAUACACCAACGAGCCACCUCAAGGUGUAAGAGCUGGGUUGAAGAGAACAUACAACAGUGUUACACAGGAAUUCUUGGAAAUUUCAAACAUGCCACAAUGGAAGUCGAUACUGUAUGGUGUAGCAUUCUUGCACACAACAGUGCAGGAAAGAAGAAAAUUUGGACCUUUGGGUUGGAAUAUUCCAUAUGAGUUUAACCAGUCAGAUUUCUCUGCCAGUGUGCAAUUUGUACAGAACCACUUGGAUGACAUUGAUGUGAAAAAGGGUGUUUCAUGGAGCACUGUUCGUUACAUGUUUGGGGAAAUUCAAUAUGGAGGUCGCGUCACUGACGACUUGGACAAAAUCUUACUUAACACAUUUUGUAAGGCAUGGUUUGGGGAACAUAUGUUUACUGAAAAGUUCUGUUUCUACACAGGAUACAUCAUUCCAAAGGUGAAGAGUCUGCCAGAGUUUCACACAUACAUCGACAAUUUACCUUUGGUUGACACUCCUGAAGUAUUUGGCUUGCAUCCAAAUGCUGACAUCACAUAUCAGACAAACAUGGCAAAUGACAGCUUGGGGACAAUUGUUAGCAUCCAACCAAAAGAAAGCAGCGGAGGAUCUGGUGAGACCAGAGAGUCAGUUGUAUGGAAAAUGGCUCAAGAAAUGUUGGAAAAGUUACCCGAUGAUUUCUUACCUCACGAGGUGAAAUCACGACUGCAGAAAAUGGGUUCUAUUCAGCCGAUGAACAUUUUCUUAAGGCAAGAGAUUGACCGAAUGCAAAGAGUUAUUUCCCUUGUACGGACAAUGUUGAUGGACCUUCAGCUCGCAAUUGAUGGAACUAUUAUCAUGAGCGACAACUUACGUGAUGCUCUCGAUCAAAUGUACGAUGCCCGCAUACCAAAAGCAUGGCAAAAGAUAUCAUGGGACAGUUCGACAUUGGGCUUCUGGUUUACCGAAUUCCUUGAACGUCAUGAGCAGUUCUUUACUUGGCUAUUCGAAGGACGACCUAAUCAAUUUUGGAUGACAGGAUUUUUCAACCCACAGGGCUUUUUGACUGCGAUGAGACAGGAAGUGACGCGUGCUCACUCAAACAAAGGAUGGGCUCUUGAUGGCGUCAUGCUUUAUAAUGACGUCACGAAAAUGUCAAAGGAAGACGUCACUGCCCCUCCGCCUGCUGAUAUAGGUGGCGUCUAUGUGUAUGGCUUAUACUUGGACGGCGCUGGUUGGGACAGAAAAGCCAUGAAACUGAUGGAACCUUUACCGAAGGUCCUGUUCACACAAAUGCCUGUCGUACAUGUGUACGCCAUCAACAUCAACCAGUCACGUGACGACAAGAGGGGCGGCAUGUCUUUGUUCCCAUGUCCCGUGUACAAGAAACCACGUCGUACGGACUUGACGUUCAUAUUCUCUUUACUUCUUCGUACUUCACAAAAUCCUGACCACUGGGUUUUGCGAGGCGUGGCCGUACUUUGCGAUACUAAGUAACCCGCAAGUUUCAAAGAACAACACACAGACUGCUGUAGUUUUACUACGAGCAAACAUUACAACUAAAUAGGCGAUGACAUAUCCAUUUACUACAGCUCAUCAUGUUUAUAUGUACAUACUUUCCUCAAUGUAAACACGAAAAUAGAUUUUGCUAGUGUUCGAGUAUCCGUUGUUUUGUGUGCAUUUAUUAUCGUUGCAACGUACAUUAAUAUUUACCUUUACUAUAUCCUUACCCGAUACAUAGAAUUCACUGUGAAACGUAGUCUCCAUUACGCGUGAUUAGCGAUUUUUAAUCGUAGGUUAAUUUGAUUUGGACCGACGUAUGAUCUAUAAAUAGUAAUCACAUUUAGUGUUGUUGGCGUAGUAAAUUGUAGUGUUCUACUUCUAUAAAUGAUUAUAUACUUGACAUAGCCAGUAGUUAAUACUUUCAUAUUGCGUUCAUCUGUAUACCUCCUGUUUAGUGUGCGAAGGUGUAUAAUAUAAACGUGUGGUGACAUUGGUGUUUUAGUGAAUCACGACUUAUAUGUUCUGAUUAAACAAAUACAGGCCUGGA
Ciona intestinalis (vase tunicate) is the source of this 14899-nucleotide messenger RNA. Its product is annotated as dynein axonemal heavy chain 8. Lineage: Eukaryota; Metazoa; Chordata; Ascidiacea; Phlebobranchia; Cionidae. Gene Ontology annotation, molecular function: dynein intermediate chain binding; dynein light intermediate chain binding; minus-end-directed microtubule motor activity. Gene Ontology annotation, biological process: microtubule-based movement. Gene Ontology annotation, cellular component: axonemal dynein complex. The record is from RefSeq and is a predicted model, not a curated record.